Messenger RNA from Anarrhichthys ocellatus (wolf-eel), 3375 nucleotides. RefSeq names its product ubiquitin specific peptidase 16 (gene usp16). Gene Ontology annotation, biological process: regulation of cell cycle; protein deubiquitination; regulation of gene expression. The transcript is spliced from 17 exons. Bases 296 to 2935 code for a protein of 879 amino acids. Gene Ontology annotation, cellular component: cytosol; nucleus. Gene Ontology annotation, molecular function: cysteine-type deubiquitinase activity; zinc ion binding. NCBI's taxonomy places the organism in Eukaryota, Metazoa, Chordata, Actinopteri, Perciformes, Anarhichadidae. The record is from RefSeq and is a predicted model, not a curated record.
CAUUGCUAGUACUGCACGCCGGUAAUCGAGCGUUGUUUCCACUCGGACUGCUUCAAGCGACGCACACAGGAAACACACGUACCGAAACAGCGUUACCGUCACAUUUCUGUUCCUCUGUUGUCUACAUGUGUCAGCUGGGAUUUUUUUUUUUGCCAAAUCAGGGGAGUGUUUUUUUUCGCGAAAUUGAAACUUUGUAGACACCUUUUCAGUUGUGUCCGGAUGAGAGAAUUGAUCUUUGCAAAGUUAACGAAAUUGUAAACUGUGAAGGUUUUAGGCUCCGUUUGUGACAGUGAAAAUGGGAAAGAAAAGGGGAAAGAGCUCCAGAGAGGACGAUGACAUUGACCUGGCAGGUCCAUCCUGCAGGCACAUAAAAAAGGGAACAGAACAAACUCUUUCAAAGAAACUCUCAGGGAAUUCUGAUUGGACGAGAUGCCAGGAUUGUAAGCAUGAAGAAAACAAAGAAAAUAGCAGCACCACCGUGCUACAAGACUCUGAAGAGGAAAAGGAAACGAUAGCCAUAUGGAUGUGCUUGAAAUGUGGCCAUAUAGGAUGUGGACGAAACUCUGAGGACCAGCAUGCCAUUAAACAUUAUGAGACUCCUCGGUCGGAUCCACAUUGCCUGGUAAUCAGUUUGGACAACUGGAGUGUGUGGUGUUACAUAUGUGAUGCUGAAGUCCAGUACUCCAGUACCGGACAUUUGGCUCAGCUGGUGACCAGCCUAAAAAAGCAAACUUCUGCAGAUCCCAUCAACAGACCACAGAACAGAGUGAAGGAAGAAGACAGCUUUUUGGAAGUUGAUCAGAAGACGGAGACUGUAAAGGCAGAGGAGAGCGAGGACAAUGAAAAGAAGGGCCAUCAAAAGAAAAACGCCAAGAAAGAGAGUGUUGGGAUAUCAAAAAAGUCUGGCACAUCUGAAGACAAUAGUGGUGUUUCAGUAAAGGGGCUGAGCAACCUUGGAAACACAUGUUUCUUCAAUGCAGUCAUUCAGAAUCUUUCUCAAACGCAGCUCUUAAGACAGACUCUCAACAAAGUGACAGAAGAGAAUAUUAGUCUUAACAUUAAACCCGUUGCCUCCUCGGAUCUGGUGUGUUGCCAUUCUUUUUUUUUAUGUUUGUUUUUAACUGUAAAGAUGAUGUUUAAUUUACACUGUUUAUUACUCAAAGACUUGUUUUUAUUUUGUGUGCAGGCGCCUAUUGUCAUGCAGUUAGGCCAGCCUGGCUCCCUGACUUUGGCUAUGUGUCAGCUACUCAACGAGAUCCAGGAAUCCAAGAAGGGUGUGGUAACACCGCGGGAGUUGUUCACACAAGUUUGUAAAAAGGCUGCCAGGUUCAAAGGAUUUCAGCAGCAAGAUAGCCAGGAGCUGCUGCGCUACCUUCUGGAUGGGAUGCGAGCGGAGGAGAUCAAAAGAGUAGGCUCAGGGAUCAUGGAGGCAUUGAAAGAAUCUAGAAAAGGCACAGAUGGAGAGCAGCUGAAAACACUAGUUAAAGAGUACGAAAAAAAUGGAUUUCCAAAAAACAUUGUCGACGAAGUUUUUGGCGGGAAAACGACCAGUACUAUAAUGUGUCAGCAGUGUGAAACGGUGUCUGUAGUCACAGAGAUGUUUUUGGACCUUUCCCUUCCGGUUUCUGAUGAGGCAUACAGAAAGAAGAACCAGAAAAAAGCAGUUCAGAGCACCAGUGAGUCGACCCAGGAUGACAGAAACAGCCCUGCUUUGACAAACGGGAAUGAUGACACUCCCACCGGGUCUGGCAGCAAAUACCAGCAGAAGAAAGCAAAGAAACAGGCAAAGAAGCAGGCAAAGCAUCAAAAGAGGCAGCAGAAGAUUGAAGGCAGAGUCACUUUGGACAGUCUCUCCUCUCCGAGCCACACGGAGAGUGAACAGACCGAUCCUACUGCAGAUGCAAAGGACAUGGAAAAUGCUGACACUGCAACACAUGAAGAAGCCUCGCUAAGUGAGGGGAACCCUGCACAAAUCAGUGUGUCUGAACAGGACCAGAAGAACCUCGACCCAGUCCAGGAUAAGAAGGACGAAGAGGAGGAGGAUGAGGAUUCAGUGAUAGACUGCGACUCAUUGGCUACGUCAUCGGUCAGCAACCGUUUUACUGUCUUAUCUGAUGAGCAGCAGUCAAAGGACAGUAUCUUAGACGAUGACAGAUCAUCUGACAUGGAUCUGGAAAGAGAAGACACACAGCUGGUGAGUGAAAUAGAGAAAGUAACCCUGGAUGAUGCCUUCAUAGAAGAACCUGAUGCUGCAGAUACAACUAUGGAGAGUGAAGAUGAGCCACUGGAGGCUAAAGAGUACACUGUAGUAAGUCAGGACCCGGAGCUGGCCUUCCGCACACUGGCUACCAGAACAGCCCCUGAGAAACAGGAGUGUUCAGUCCAGUCGUGCCUUUUCCACUUCACAGAAGUGGAAACCCUCACACAGAACAACAGCCUGCUAUGUGUUACCUGCACUAAACGGCAGCCAAACAAAGACAAAGCUGGAGGAUCCAAGAAGAAUGUCUACACUGAUGCCUUGAAGCAAAUGCUGAUCUCUUCUCCCCCACCAGUGCUUACCCUUCAUUUAAAAAGGUUUCAACAGAAUGGAUACAGUAUUUGCAAGGUGAACAGACACGUCCAUUUCCCCCUGAUACUGGAUCUAGCUCCCUUUUGUGCGUUAAAGAACUUGACAGAGGGAAAUACUCAAAUAUUGUACAGUUUGUACGGUAUCGUAGAGCACAGCGGAACAAUGAGGUCGGGUCAUUACACGGCGUAUGUGAAAGCGCGACCUGAGUGCCAUAAACCCCCAUCCAACGAACUUACAGCUGAAGGACAUGUAGAGCCACCCAGAGGAUCCUGGUUCCAUAUCAGCGACUCGUGUGUUCAACCUGUGAGCGAGAGUAAAGUCCAGAGUUGCCAAGCCUACCUCCUCUUCUACGAAAGAAUCCUCUAAUCGAACGGUGCUUCACUACUCAGGAAAUCCAACAAACCAACGUGCUGCUUCUGCUCCACAGUAUAAGGGAUCAGUUAACCGACCAGAUUUCUCUGUGACUCAAACUGGGCUGUGAUUAAAUUAUGUUGAUUAUACAGAAGGAACAUUUGAUGUAAAGUUUACAUUUUCAUCACAGGGAUUUUACACAGUGUUUCAAGUAAUAAACAGGACCAGUUGUAUGUUUCUCACACUCACUGAAUAUUGCAAGGUGUGCAAUGAAAGUCAGAAUGGACAUUGAACAGAUUGUGGUGUUGGAUUUGUUGGCAUUACAAAAAUCAAUUUCAGGAGGCAAAUGAAAUGUUGGGGGAACAUCAUUUGUAAAACAUAUUUAUGUCUAUUUUUAUCAAUGUCAUGUAAUGAAAUCAUAAUGAAAUGCUUCAAAAUUGGAUUUUUAUCCCCGU